This is a messenger RNA of Sphaeramia orbicularis (orbiculate cardinalfish), 2277 nucleotides long. RefSeq names its product serine and arginine rich splicing factor 10b (gene srsf10b). The transcript is spliced from 6 exons. Gene Ontology annotation, molecular function: RNA binding. The record is from RefSeq and is a predicted model, not a curated record. The coding region runs from base 393 to 986 and encodes 197 amino acids. NCBI's taxonomy places the organism in Eukaryota, Metazoa, Chordata, Actinopteri, Kurtiformes, Apogonidae.
UUUCGUUGGAGAUUUUCCACACGGAAAAAAAUUAUUCUGCGGAGGGUGGUGAAACUUUAUGGCCAGAUACAUGAGGCCUCCAAACACGUCUUUGUUUGUUAGAAACAUCGCCGAUGAGUCCAGAAAAUGUAAAAGCAUCCAGUUGUGGAACCGGCCACAAAGAGUAACAAAGACCCAUAUAGAGUAGCUGUAAAGACAAGUCACACAGACCUUCAGGAACAGAGGGAGGGAAAAGGUUGAAAGAGAAAGUAAAGCAUGAAGAGGAAAAGGGAACGGAGACAAAGCUUGGAUAUGGCGACAAAGAAUGGGGAAAAGAAAAGAGGUUUAAGAGGAAAAGGCAAGCAGGAAACUCAAGUCUCUCUGGGAGUCGAUUAAAGAGUGUAAAGAUCAAGAUGAAGUUCAAAGUCAAGCAUGGGCAAGGUAACAAGUCUGUAUUAUUUUAUGUGCGUGAUGCAGAAGAUGCUCUUCACAGCCUCGACAGGAAGUGGGUCUGUGGCCGUCAGAUUGAAAUCCAGUUUGCCCAGGGCGACAGAAAGACCCCAAAUCAGAUGAAAGCGAAGGAAAGGCGCUCUCCAGGCCGGUCCUCCCGAUACGAUGACUACGAUCGAGAUGGCCGCCGCAGACGCUCACGCAGCCGAAGCUACGAAAGAUACAGAUCACGAAGCCCAUCCUAUGAACGACGACGCAGACGCUCUGAAAGUCCUCGAGACUCUCGUGGUCGGAUGUAUGCAAGAGGACGAAGCAGGAGUCAUGAGGAUGACAGGUACAGGCAGAGGCCUCGAAGAGAAUCCAGAGGGAGGUCUCGAUCUCAUUCCAGAUCUGCAAGUCCACGAGAGAACAUCAAUCCACCAUCGACCUCCCAUUAUACUGAGGAGGAAGUGCGACGGACACACUCUCCGUCACACUCCAGGUCCCGGUCUGCAUCACGGUCACGCUCACGUUCUCGGUCCAGAUCCUGGGCAGGACGCAAGUCCGGUGGGCGUUAGAAAGUCUGUAGCCGGUGUCAGUCCUUUGUUAAAAGAUUUGUUUGUUUUGACAUGAAUGUAACGUCCACUGAACCAUUUGUAGAACGCUUGUGUUGCGGCUCCAUUUUAAGAACAGUGAUGUUUGGUUUUAUAAAUUUGUUUUGGUUUAUAGAGUUAAGACAGUGAGCGGUUUCUGUGUUCAGUGGUAGCUGGCCAAGAGGAGUCUCUUUUUUUAUAUUUAGUAACAGAAUUUUGAUUUCCUAAAUCCUAUGCACCCAUUUUUGCAAAAAAAGGAGAAAAAAAACAGUAUUUUUCAAAGGAACCCAGUCUGUUGACAAACUAUUCCAGCAUUUCUGUGAGUUUUGUAAAGAAUUACAUCAGAACACUUACUGUUGACUGUUUUCCAAAGCUUCAGAUGGUUCUCCUGUUUUGCAUUUCAAUCAGCCAUUGAGAAGUUUUUUUCAUUAGGACAAUAAAUAAGCUUGCAAAAUCUUAUUUUGAGAUAGAAGUUCAUAAUGGCAAACAUUACUUAGGUGAUCAAGUAUUAUCAUUGAACCUCAAUCCAGAUUUAGCCUGAAUUAAAGGGUGAAGCAGAAAAUGUUCAUGUGUUGGGUUUCAAGCAAGUUGAGGUUUUACUGUUUAAAAAAAAAAAAAAAAAAAGUUUAUGUCUGCCUUGGAAAAUAGUUUGCAGUGAGGUCAAGCACGUGUUUGGGCUGAACUGUGCAGAAAUGCUGCUAUGUUCCUUUAGUGUUAAAUUGUCCACUAGUGACUUAACCACAAACAGUUAAAAAUGUACAUGAAUUUGUUUUCGUUUUAGUGGUGUUUUCUGUAAUGUUAGGCCUUUUUAAAAGGUAUUCUGUUUUGAAGCAUUUCUCUGAAUAACCGUUCCGAGAGGAGGAACUAAAGUUUCUCAUUGGUGUUUACAUGACUGUUUUCAGAAUGAAUCUUGUCACUGCAUGUUUUAUCCUCCUAAUCUUCUAUAUUUAGUAGGAAAAAACUGUUAUUUUGAGUAAUAAAUUGAUCCAGUAUACAGAAGCAGUGAGUGGUAUCCAGUUUUACUUUUCUUAGUAUUAUGUCACAGACGGGUUCUCGGGCACCUGAUAAGUGUUAACAUGUUUGUGGAAUGCCAGAGUCAUUGCACUGAAAAAGGCCGUCCAGUCGAGUGUAUUGAUUUCCUGUUAAUGGAACAUGAAACUGGUGGGGAGAGAGAGUUCAAAUUAGAUUCACAGUGAGGAAGCAGUCAUGUAUGAAAUCGGACAUGUCCCAUUGAUCAGUGUAUUGAAAAAUAUGUUCAUUAAAGAGCAGAAAGGCA